This is a messenger RNA of Zophobas morio, 665 nucleotides long. RefSeq lists its product as uncharacterized. The coding region runs from base 72 to 533 and encodes 153 amino acids. The record is from RefSeq and is a predicted model, not a curated record. NCBI's taxonomy places the organism in Eukaryota, Metazoa, Arthropoda, Insecta, Coleoptera, Tenebrionidae. The transcript is spliced from 3 exons.
AACACUCGAUUUUUAUCACGCUACACCUAUAUAAACUCCUGCAUUGUACAUCCGUCACCGCAGCCAUCACAAUGAAGACUUUAUUAACCUAUUCGUUUGUAAUCUUCGCCGCUUUCUUCAUCCACGUACAAACAACGCAAGUGGACCAAUGUCAGAACAUAAUCGCCCCUUUGCCACUAGAAGUCGACAUCGUCAACUGUAUAGUGCCGUCCUGCGUGUUCUACAUUAAUUCCACCGGUGUCAUGAAUCUGAAAUUCAUAGCACCUCGGUACUUGGAGAACAUAGCUCCUGCUGCUGUGGCGACCGUGGCAGGGCUUAACGUUUCGUACCCCCUACAACAACCAGAUGCCUGCGUGGGCAUCACCAACACGCCGUGUCCUCUAGCCGAAGGAGAAUACGUGGAGUACACUUACUCCAUGUUCGUGCUUCCUCUAUUCCCACAAAUUGAUUUAGAAUUGGAAUUUUCGCUUCAGGAUUUGGACAGACACAAGGAACCUUUUGUGUGCUUUAGGGUGGCGUUGUCGCUUAAAUAACCAUAAUAAUAAUAACAUUAACUUAAUAUUGUUCUAUUUGUAACACUCGAGCACGUUGUGUGACCACUUUGUAUAAAAUUAUUUUAAAAUUUUACUUUAACUUUUAAAGUGACAAAUAAAAUGUUAAAGAAA